Nothobranchius furzeri (turquoise killifish) is the source of this 1629-nucleotide messenger RNA. RefSeq names its product leucine-rich repeat-containing protein 3B. Gene Ontology annotation, molecular function: protein binding. NCBI's taxonomy places the organism in Eukaryota, Metazoa, Chordata, Actinopteri, Cyprinodontiformes, Nothobranchiidae. The record is from RefSeq and is a predicted model, not a curated record. Gene Ontology annotation, cellular component: extracellular matrix.
ACCGUCUGCAGCUGCCAUCUUCUGUGAUAACCACACAGAGGAUGUUCCUGCUCCUCUUCAUCCUCCUAGUCCUUCCAUCACCCAGCCUGGUCAUGACAUCAUCACCUCGUGCUGCAGCACUGUGGCGCAACAGAGUAUCGUCCAUCAAUGCCUGCCAGCAGAUGGAGGCGGUGGGCGGAGGCCUGACGAUCCGCUGCAGUGGACUCAGACUGACUCAGGUACCUGCUGGCCUAUCCAAUCAAACCACUCGUCUCUAUCUGAACAAGAACCUGCUCAGCUCCCUGCUUGCCUACUCCUUCUCCACAUUGUUUCUGCUAGAUGAGCUUGACCUGUCACACAACCAGCUCUCGUCUCUUGAAGCCGGUUGUUUCUUUGGAUUGGCGUCUUCUCUUCGGUACCUGGACCUUUCAUUCAACCGUCUCACCACGUUGGACCCAGCUGUGCUCAGUGGGCUUCAGGUCCUAGCCAACCUCACCCAGAACCCCUGGCACUGUGAUUGCAGGAUGCAGAUGUCGAUACCUCAGCUGGAUGUAGACCAGUCUUCUCUGGAGAAGGUCAUCUGUCAGACAUCGGACCUCCCGAAUCUAGGAGCUGUCGGACUUCCUCUGGUCGUACUGGUGGAGGACUGGGAUCUGUGCCAGUCAGUGAGGAGAACCAGUGAAGUGGUCACCAUGGUUACCAUGUUCGUCUGGUUUUCCAUGCUCAUCUCCUACCUGUUCUACUACAUUCAGCAGAACCAGGCAGUUGCUCGAAGACACUUGGAGUACCUCAAGUUCCUGGAAAGUCGGGACCCUUUCCGACCCAGAUGAGGAGCUCCUUAAAGAGCAAGUCACCCCCAAAUCAACUUUUUUUUGCUGAUAAACUAUAUAAAUGUGUGUCUAAUUGUGCUGCAGACAUGUGUAGUCAAUAAUUUGGUACUUCAGUGCACCUUAGUUAAAAUUUAAAAUUUCUGCCUAAAACUGUCAGUGUUGCGCCGUCGUCAGGAAAAAAAUUCUGCACUGCAUUUGAAUUUAAAUCUGCCAUCGCUAUUGGCUAACAGGUAUGCCAUGAUGUAAACUGGUACAUUAUGAUGUCACAAUGCCUGUGUGUGUGUGUGUGUGUGUGUGUGUGUGUGUGUGUGUGUGUGUGUAUUUGUUAGUGGCUCCGCCUCCCCCUCUCAGCCUUCUAGGCAACAGCAUUUGUUGCAUUUUUCAAACAUGAAGAGGGAGUGAAGUAAGUUUCUUGUAGGCGGUGACUUGCUCUUUAAAGAAGAUCCUUAUGCAGCACUGAGACUUUGUACAACACCUGACCAAGAGUUUUAUCACAGAUCACUACCCCCCUUACAUAAUGAUGUAGUAAAGUUCCUGUGAAUAUUCUUCAGAAACUAAACCUUUAUUUGGUCAAAGAACUUCAAGGAACUUCUCAGACAGCAUUCUUCUGGACUAGUGAACCCUCUGAAAGUGUCAGGAUCCAGCAGGUGGAGCUGUUCCUCUCUUUUCCCAGGUGCUGAGUGGUUCCAGCUGGAGCCAAUUACCUCAUCAAGGCAGCAGUAUUUAGAGGAUUGGAGCCACCAGACAGACGUCAGCUGAUUCUGUCUGUUAAUGGAAUGUUAAUGUAGUUAUCAAACAAUAAAAAGAUUUAAGAACAGGA